Messenger RNA from Chroicocephalus ridibundus (black-headed gull), 2181 nucleotides. It is a transcript of the gene RPL23, whose product is annotated as ribosomal protein L23. Gene Ontology annotation, biological process: translation. Gene Ontology annotation, molecular function: large ribosomal subunit rRNA binding; structural constituent of ribosome. The record is from RefSeq and is a predicted model, not a curated record. Lineage: Eukaryota; Metazoa; Chordata; Aves; Charadriiformes; Laridae. Gene Ontology annotation, cellular component: cytosolic large ribosomal subunit; ribosome. The coding region runs from base 107 to 529 and encodes 140 amino acids. The transcript is spliced from 5 exons.
GGCGUGAUUGGGCGGAGCGCCUCGGGUGGGCGGGGCGGAGCGCGAUGGGCGGGACUACCCCAUAUCCCGGCGUCCCCCGCGCGCGUCCCUCUCUUCCGGCGCCAAGAUGUCGAAGCGAGGACGCGGCGGUUCUUCCGGUGCGAAGUUCCGCAUCUCCCUCGGUCUCCCGGUGGGCGCCGUGAUCAACUGCGCCGACAACACAGGUGCCAAGAACCUCUACAUCAUCUCCGUGAAGGGCAUCAAGGGGCGCCUGAACAGGUUGCCGGCGGCUGGCGUGGGUGACAUGGUGAUGGCUACCGUGAAGAAGGGCAAGCCGGAGCUGAGGAAGAAGGUCCACCCCGCAGUGGUCAUUCGACAGCGGAAAUCGUACAGGAGAAAAGAUGGGGUGUUCCUCUAUUUUGAAGACAACGCAGGAGUGAUAGUAAAUAAUAAAGGUGAAAUGAAAGGCUCUGCCAUCACAGGCCCUGUGGCUAAGGAGUGCGCGGAUCUGUGGCCCAGGAUAGCUUCCAAUGCAGGAAGCAUUGCAUAAACGCGUUCGUCUUCGUAGAGAUAAAAUAAAACUCCUUGUACCAAAAAAGAAGUGUCUUUCUUGCCAAAGCGCCGCCCUCUGCCGAGCAGGACAGUGUUAGAAUGAGGGAGCUGGUUCUGGGAAGUCUUUUUAUGGAACUCCUUGUGUGGAUUUAUACUUCGGCAGGAAAAUGGGAUUUUGGAGUUCUAAUAUCCAGUGGCAAGUCUCUUUUUCAGGCAGGUUCCUGUAACACUGGAAAAUAUUUGGAAGGGGGUUGGACUGAAAUUACUUGAAUUUUGGCAGUAUUGAUUGAAUUGCUCCAGUUUAUGUGCGCGUGGAUAGAAACUGGGAGGUGUCUGUGAAAGCCCUUCUAAGAGAAGCCUUCGUACAGGGGCUCCCAAAAGUGCAGGUCUGGAAUUUUCUUCCAGAAUGGACAGUUGAACUGCUUAGAGAGACUGGUGUGAUUGUGUGUGUGUGCGGGGUGGGGGGAAUACUGCUUGGGGCUGGCGUGUACCACGAGCCGCAGAGUUCACUGUGGACAGCGGGCUCUGAAGAAUGUUCCAUGGACCUUGGCUGAAGACGUGCAAGGCCACAUCGAGCCACCGCUGCUGGCUGCGGUCGUGGCUGAAGCACAUGCCACUAAACCCUCCAGCAGUGGUGAGACAGGCGCUGAGGUCGUUAAUUGCUAAUUGCAAGUACAAGGGGUGAUGCGAACUGUCAAAAGUCGGCUGAAAGGCUUCAAGACUGGAGCUGAAGGUAGGUCUCUGCCAUGUGGAGCUGCUUAUUCCUGCAGUCUUCCCUCUGGCAGGGAUGUAGUCGGAUCUGAACGGCUUUUUUCCUGGCCCUCCCAAGCAAGCAUCACCGGAGGGGUACAGUGACAAUAGGGGUGACUUUGUCCUGCAUAUUGUGGCCCUGGAGCCCUGUAGCACCCAGACAAACCCAGCACACGCGCUGCUGUGGGCCACGGGGCAGGUAACGGGGUGCUGCACCCCCCACCUCAGGCAGCCCCGAUGCGGCUGGACUUGCCUCCAUCUGCCUGGGCGCUUACUUGUUCCCGCAACACGUGUCAGUUUGCCCUUCCGUCGAGAUUCCUGAUACUUUUGUGCUGCUCCUGAUGAUUUCAGUGCAGACAGGUUACAGUGGAGGAAGGAGGGUGGUGAGGGGAGCAAAGCCCGAGAGAUUUUGUAGCAAACAUAGGUAACGAUGGACAAGAGCACCAGGAGGUUUGGAGAGGUUUGUAAAGUGGUGGUGUUUUUAAACAACUGUUUGGCCUAAGCAACGUAAAUCCGCGAAAUAUGGUGUGCUAAAAAUUGUUUCUGUUGGAUAACUGGGAGCUGUGCACUGGCAGCAGGUGGGGAGGCAAAACCUGUAAAAGGACUUGCAAGGACUGAGGGCCGCUCUCUUCUCUACAGGCCGUUCCUCAGAGCAGGCAAGCAGACGUGGCUUCUUCCCAGCAGCCCUGGAAGCCCCGGAAGGGUACAAGAGGCGCCCUGGCUGUCACUGGAGCACGCCGACCCUGCAGCUGAAGUGGACGUCUCUGAGAGCGGUGGCCGCCUCUCCAGCGCGCUGGUGAUGAAGGAGCUGAUCCUCAGCCCUGGGGAGAGACGCAGAGACCUGCUUAUGAGUAAGGAGCCACCACGAAAAUAAAGGUGUUCCCCCUUGAUCUAUUUUAA